CUGGCUCAUACACCCUGCACAAAUACAGCUGACCAGCAGAGGUGGGCAGGCAACACAACUGCAAGAUGUCGUGCAAUGUUCUUUCGGUGAUGCUGAUCAAUGAUUCACACAGUAUACGAUCACAUCUGGACAAGAUCAGGGCCAGGCGGAUGUUCCCCGCCGGUCAGGUACGUGCGGGCCAUCUCUCGGCCAUUUCGGAGCCGGAGGCGGAAAGAUCAUCGGCGAUUGUUCCGCCACACUGGGGCUCGGGAAGAAAGGAGGCAGGGGGACCCGCCGACGCUCAUCCUCCGUCCUAUGGCUUCUACUCCCUCUUCUGGCGGGCUCGUGCUGCCUCAUCUUCAUGCAGGCACGCUACUUUUGCUGCACCACGCUUGCAUUGGCAAUCUUUUCCAUGAUUUCAGGGAGCCACAGCCGGCGAAAUUCGCAUGAAGCUCCUCGCAUUCCUCGGUCUCUUUGACACCGAAGCUGCCCGACGGAGUUUACCCGCCGUACCUCA
Microstroma glucosiphilum is the source of this 496-nucleotide messenger RNA. RefSeq lists its product as hypothetical. Bases 100 to 429 code for a protein of 109 amino acids. NCBI's taxonomy places the organism in Eukaryota, Fungi, Basidiomycota, Exobasidiomycetes, Microstromatales, Microstromataceae. The record is from RefSeq and is a predicted model, not a curated record. The transcript has a single exon.